Hydractinia symbiolongicarpus is the source of this 888-nucleotide messenger RNA. Its product is annotated as PXMP2/4 family protein 4-like. Gene Ontology annotation, cellular component: cytoplasm; membrane. The record is from RefSeq and is a predicted model, not a curated record. The transcript has a single exon. NCBI's taxonomy places the organism in Eukaryota, Metazoa, Cnidaria, Hydrozoa, Anthoathecata, Hydractiniidae. Bases 220 to 816 code for a protein of 198 amino acids.
CAAAUGUGAUGGAGAGAAACCACACACGAAACAAAGAUUCGUCGUUCACAACACGAGAUGCAAACUUCAUAUCUAUGGAUUUGUAACGUAAUUUUUUGUUCGCCAGUUUUAAACAAAGGACAGUAAGUCGUAUAUCUAAGCGCAGUAUAAAAUUGGAGUUCCAAGGUUGGAGAAAUUAAGUUGAUAACUGAAGGAGCAAAUAUCAAAAUUACGAAGAGAAUGAUUCUUUCAACGUUACGUCGUACUUUUCAAAAAUAUCCUCUCGCAUCAAAUAUAGUGACUUUUACCAGUUUAAUCAGUGGAGCGGAUCUGGCUUGUCAAGCUAUCGAGCAUAAAAACUUAAAUCGCGUGGAUUGGACACGACUUCGAAACAUGGCCACAAUGGGGCUUGUUUACUAUGGACCAGUAUACUAUUACUAUUAUGGAUUUUUAGAUCUUAAAUUUCCGGGUAAAUCUCCAAGAAGUAUACUUUUAAAGUUAGCUAUACAUCAAUUUUUAUUUACCAUACCAAGUUUAUGCAUAUUUUAUGUUGGAAUGGGAAAACUUGAGCACAAACCAUGGCAUGCAACUAAAGAUGAAUUAAAACGAAAACUUUUACCAACAUAUGUUACAGCCUGUAUGUUUUGGCCUGCAGCACAAAUUAUAAACUUUGCGUUCGUUCCUCCAGUAUUACGUGUUGUUUAUAUGUCCGGUGUGUCUUUUAUUUGGCUAAUCUGUUUGUCAUACAUUAAAAACCAACCACAAUUACCGGAAAUUUUUCAGAAGAUUGAAGAUUUAACUUCUGGUACGACGAGGAUCAAGGCUGUCGAGAAAUAGAGACGAAUACCAAAAUGUCGUUAAAUUGUUAACAUAACAGUCUUUUUCAAAUGUCGAAAAACCGUAAAGAAA